AUGUUUACUUUACCAGCUUUAACAUCCGAUAUCACUGUUUCAGUUAACAGUGGUGCUAAAUUAACUGAGUCUGUUCGUAGACCAAUUGAACCAGUUGGUAAAUUCUUUUUACACCAUGCUCAAAGAACUUUAAGAAACCAUACUUGGUCUGAAUUUGAAAAGUUGCAAGCUGAAAAGAAUGUUAAGACUGUUGAUGAAUCCAACGUUGAUCCAGAUGAAUUAUUAUUUGAUGAUGAAUUAGCUGAUGAGACUUUAUUGACUCAUGACCCAAGAGAUUGGAAGUCUGCUGAUUUGUACGCUGCUAUGGGUUUGUCUAAAUUGCGUUUCAAGGCCAGCGAUGCUCAAAUUAUCAAGGCUCACAGAAAACAAGUCUUGAAGCAUCACCCAGAUAAGAUUUCUGCUUCUGGUGGUUUGAACCAAGAUGGUUUCUUCAAGAUUAUUCAAAAGGCUUUUGAAACUUUGACUGAUUCCACCAAGAGAUCUCAAUACGAUUCUUGUGAUUUCGAAGCUGAUGUUUUACCACCAAAGAAGGGUGAUUCUUAUGAUUUCUUUGAAUCUUGGGGCCCAGUUUUUGAAUCUGAAGCUCGUUUCUCAAAGAAAACUCCAAUUCCAACUUUAGGUAACUUGGAAACCGAAAAGAAAGAAGUUGAACAAUUCUACGCCUUCUGGAACAGAUUCGACUCCUGGAGAACUUUCGAAUUCUUGGACGAAGAUGUUCCAGAUGAUUCUUCCAACAGAGAUCACAAACGUUACAUCGAAAAGAAGAACAAGGCUGCAAGAGACAAGAAGAAGACCGCUGAUAACUCUAGAUUAGUUAAAUUGGUUGAAAGAGCUAUGAGUGAAGAUCCUCGUAUUAAGUUGUUCAAGGAACAAGAAAAGAAGGAAAAAGAACAAAGAAAAUGGGAAAGAGAAGCUGGCGCCAGAGCUGAAGCUGAAGCUAAGGCCAAGGCUGAAGUCGAAGCUAAGGCUAAAGCUGAAGCGGAUGCUUCUGCUGCUGCCAACGCUAAAGCUGAUAAGAAGAAAGCUAAGGAAGCUGCUAAAGCUGCCAAGAAGAAGAACAAGAGAGCUAUCCGUUCUUCUGCCAAAGAUGCUGACUACUUCGGUGAUGCUGAUAAAGCUGCUACCAUUGAUGAACAAUUAGGUCUAAUUGUCGACACCUUAGAUGACGAACAAAUGGUUGAAGUUGCUGAUAAAAUCAAAGCCGACGCCUCUGCUACCAAACAAGUCUUGCAAGACAUUGCCAAGACUAUGAGUGAAGGUGGUAAGUUACCAGCCAGUCUUUUAUCUUAUUUUUUAUAG
Messenger RNA from Vanderwaltozyma polyspora DSM 70294, 1299 nucleotides. RefSeq names its product zuotin (gene ZUO1). The record is from RefSeq and is a predicted model, not a curated record. NCBI's taxonomy places the organism in Eukaryota, Fungi, Ascomycota, Saccharomycetes, Saccharomycetales, Saccharomycetaceae. The coding region runs from base 1 to 1299 and encodes 432 amino acids. The transcript has a single exon. Gene Ontology annotation, cellular component: cytosol. Gene Ontology annotation, molecular function: ribosome binding; Hsp70 protein binding. Gene Ontology annotation, biological process: 'de novo' cotranslational protein folding; regulation of translational fidelity.